CGGAGCGUCGUGCGGGCGCUGAGGGCGGUGGGGCGGGGCGGGGGCGCCAAGAUGGCGUACCAGACGUUCCGGCAGGAGUACCUGCAGGUGCCGCCCGUGACGCGGGCCUACACCACCGCCUGCGUCCUCACCACCGCCGCCGUGCAAUUAGAACUUAUCACGCCCUUCCAGCUGUAUUUCAACCCCGAGUUAAUAUUUAAGCACUUUCAAAUAUGGAGGUUAAUCACAAACUACUUAUUCUUUGGACCAGUUGGCUUUAAUUUUUUAUUUAACAUGAUCUUUUUAUACCGGUACUGCCGCAUGCUCGAGGAAGGCUCUUUCCGGGGUCGGACGGCAGAUUUUGUAUUUAUGUUCCUUUUUGGAGGACUUUUAAUGACUCUUUUUGGGCUGUUUGUGAACCUGGUUUUCCUGGGCCAGGCUUUCACCAUCAUGCUGGUGUACGUCUGGAGCCGCCGCAAUCCCUACGUCCGCAUGAACUUCUUUGGUCUCCUCAUCUUUCAAGCCCCUUUUCUACCCUGGGUAUUGAUGGGCUUUUCACUGCUUUUGGGGAACUCUAUCAUUGUGGAUCUCCUGGGCAUUGCUGUUGGGCACAUUUAUUUUUUCUUAGAGGAUGUCUUUCCCAAUCAGCCUGGUGGUGGGAGGCUCCUGAGAACACCGUCUGUCCUGAAAGCAAUAUUUGACACACCAGAAGAGGAUCCUAAUUACAACCCCUUGCCGGAGGAGCGGCCGGGAGGAUUUGCGUGGGGAGAAGGUCAACGGCUCGGAGGGUAAAUCGGUGCCUGUGCCAAAACCCCACCACCCCUGGGACAGACUGGCCUGGAGCAGGGCCCACGGGGGGACUCCCCCACCACAGAAAGGACACUUUCUGACAGCUUUAUGGUUUUGAAGACAAGCACUUUAUGAAAUGGCUGUCUAAUCCAAGACAAUUCCGGCGUCCUUCCCAAUCAGGGAAUUUACUGUGCUGGACAUAAUCUAAUCCAGUGGAGCCAAAAAUUUAAAACUGGAAACCGUUUCCUGUCAGCUUCAGUUAAUAAGACCACGAGUACUUGUUCCAAGUGAUUUCUAAAGCAUUUUUUUUUCAAGUUAUUUGAUACGUGAAACUCUCUGGGAAACUUUACAGGGGACAAACCCAACUUUUUGGGGUUUAACUCGCUUUUUUAUUCUUGGAUAAAACAACUACAAGAUGGUUGAAAGCCUGAGUCACUAUUUCAAUGGCAAAAGGUUUUUUUAAUCUGAGGUGCUGUUGUCUCCAGUCGUCUUUGAAUCAUAAGGAAUACAACGUGCAGGUUUUCCCCUCUGCCACUUGGGUUUCUGGGAUGUUCUGCAGGCCAAGAUGGCAUUUUGGUGGCUUUUCAGGUGCCCAGGUUUGAGUCUGACUGGUGGGUCUCCAAAAUCCACCCCCACUGGUGCCCACUGCUCACAGGUAUUAAAUGACCUGCAGCACUGGGGAAGCACAACUUGUCUGGAGCCAGAACUGCUCGAAUAUCUCAGAUGAUGAGUUGAAUAAAAUGUCUUGUGGAUAA
Messenger RNA from Pseudopipra pipra, 1523 nucleotides. It is a transcript of the gene DERL2, whose product is annotated as derlin 2. Gene Ontology annotation, biological process: endoplasmic reticulum unfolded protein response. Gene Ontology annotation, molecular function: misfolded protein binding; ubiquitin-specific protease binding. Lineage: Eukaryota; Metazoa; Chordata; Aves; Passeriformes; Pipridae. The record is from RefSeq and is a predicted model, not a curated record. The transcript is spliced from 7 exons. Bases 52 to 771 code for a protein of 239 amino acids. Gene Ontology annotation, cellular component: Hrd1p ubiquitin ligase ERAD-L complex; endoplasmic reticulum membrane.